Messenger RNA from Chelmon rostratus (copperband butterflyfish), 9089 nucleotides. RefSeq names its product endothelial PAS domain protein 1b (gene epas1b). Gene Ontology annotation, biological process: cellular response to hypoxia; regulation of transcription by RNA polymerase II. Bases 376 to 3030 code for a protein of 884 amino acids. The record is from RefSeq and is a predicted model, not a curated record. Gene Ontology annotation, molecular function: DNA-binding transcription factor activity, RNA polymerase II-specific; RNA polymerase II transcription regulatory region sequence-specific DNA binding; protein dimerization activity. NCBI's taxonomy places the organism in Eukaryota, Metazoa, Chordata, Actinopteri, Chaetodontiformes, Chaetodontidae. The transcript has 16 exons. Gene Ontology annotation, cellular component: nucleus; transcription regulator complex; cytoplasm.
UUCAGGUCAGACGCCGAGCAGUUCGGAGAGUUUUCAGACCAGCGAGCGAGAAAAAGUUGAAAGCAGCGGAGCUUGUGGAGCUUCUGUCAGCGGCAGCAGCAGCUUUUCAGCCGGUCGGUGUGGACUCUCUGCGGGUGACAGGCUGUACAAUCCUCGGCAGUGUUCUGAGACUGUACGGCCCGACCCCCACCCCCCCCCCCCUCUCCAGCCUGGACUGUUGUGGACUAACCAGCAGGUUCAAUGACAUGAUCAGCCACACGGCUCCCUGCGCACUUCCAUGUAACACCUCCGCGUUUCGCUCCUUUUCACUCUAAACUUGGACUUAACUUAGACUGUCGGGGAAUUACAACGUCGUAAUCGCGCACGAGAGAGAAGAUGACGGCCGAUAAGGAGAAAAAGAGGAGCAGCUCGGAGCGCCGUAAGGAGAAGUCUCGGGAUGCAGCUCGCUGCAGGCGCAGCAAAGAGACGGAGGUUUUCUACGACCUCGCUCACCAGCUGCCUUUACCCCACAGCGUCAGCUCUCACCUGGACAAGGCCUCCAUCAUGAGGCUGGCUAUCAGCUUCCUGCGCACACGCAAGCUGCUCGCCACAGGCUGUAGCAGCAGCAGCAGCAGCAGCAGCAGCAGCGACGGCGAUGAAGACAGACAGAUGGACAGUCUGUACCUGAAGUCUCUGGAGGGCUUCAUCACCGUGGUAACGUCUGACGGCGACAUGAUAUUCCUGUCCGAGAACAUCAACAAAUUCAUGGGGCUCACGCAGGUGGACCUCACUGGUCACAGCAUCUUUGACUUCACUCACCCAUGUGACCACGAGGAGAUCAGAGAAAACCUCAGCCUGAAGACAGCCGGCAGCGGCUUCGGUAAAAAAGGCAAAGAGCUGAGCACCGAGCGAGAUUUCUUCAUGAGGAUGAAAUGCACGGUGACCAACAGAGGACGCACCGUCAACCUCAAGUCAGCCAGCUGGAAGGUGCUGCACUGCACCGGACAGCUGAAGAUGUACAACAGCUGCCCUCCGAGAGGGCUGUGUGGCUUCAAAGAGCCUCCGCUCACCUGCGCUGUCCUGAUGUGCGAACCCAUCCCACACCCGUCCAACAUCGACACGCCGAUGGACAGCAAGACCUUCCUGAGCAGACACAGCAUGGACAUGAAGUUCACCUACUGCGACGACAGGGUAACGCAGCUGAUGGGUUACACACCUGAGGAUCUGCUGGGUCGUUCAGUCUACGACUUUUACCACGCCCUGGACUCCGACAGCGUCACCAAGAGCCACCACAACUUGUGCACCAAGGGUCAGGCAGUGAGCGGUCAGUAUCGAAUGCUGGCUAAGAACGGAGGCUUCGUCUGGGUAGAAACCCAGGGAACUGUUAUUUAUAACAGCCGCAACUCCCAGCCCCAGUGCAUCGUGUGCAUAAACUACGUCCUCAGUGACAUUGAGGAGAAGUCGAUGAUUUUCUCCUUGGAGCAGACGGAGUCUCUGUUCAAGCCUCGCCACAUGAGCAGCUUCUUCACCGCGGGAGGUGCAGGUGUGAGUGGAGAGCCGGGAGACGCCCUCUUCACCAAACUCAAAGAGGAGCCGGAGGACCUGGCCCAGCUGGCUCCAACCCCUGGGGACACAAUCAUCGCCCUCGACUUCGGUCGCCCGCAGUUCGAGGAGCCCCAGCAGCCAGCGGGAUACUCCCAGGUGUCUGCCGCAGCAAUGGCCCCUCCUGGACCUCCGUCCUGGCCCGGCGAGAGCCACAAGCCCACCCCUCCAGUGUCAGGCCAAACCCCGGCUCCGGUUCCACGGGACGUGGCUAACAUGGCGGGCCCGUUCACCGUGCAGCAGAAUCCGCCAGCGGGCAGCGCCACUCCGAGCCUCAGCAGCUGCUCCACGCCCAGCAGCCCAGGUGACUACUACAGCUCGGUGGAGAGUGACCUGAAGGUGGAGCUGACUGAGAAGCUGUUUGCUCUGGACACAGAGGAAAGCGACAGUCCAGCAAACACUGAGAGGGACUUGAGUGACUUGGACCUGGAGACUUUGGCUCCUUACAUCCCAAUGGAUGGCGAGGACUUUCAGCUGAACCCCAUCAUCCCAGAGUCAGAGCCUCUGGAAGGGGGUCCAGCAGGAUCUAUGGGGUCCAACAGCAGCCUGACCCAAAAGCACCAGAGCUUCAGCAACAUCGCCAGCCUCUUCCAGCCCCUGUCCUCCCCUCCCCAGCCCCAAGGCCACUACCGGGCCCGGCCAGCCGCCUCUUGGGCAGCAAGCGAGAAGAGGGGCUCUAGCCAGGGGGCCGUGGACCCCCGUGCAGGGUCAUGCAUGAUGGGGCACGUGCAGAAUCCCCCAUACCAGGCUCCAGCCAGCACCCCUCUGUCCUCCAUGGGUGGCAGGCAGAAUCUGCAGUGGCCACCGGACCCCCUGUUAACCUACCAACAGCAACAACAACGAGCCACCAAGGCCUACCUGAUGGACAGUUUGUCAGGAGAGGACUGCCUGUCCUGCCAGCAGAGCGUGCCACAGCUCAUGCAGAAACAGAGGUCCAUUGACAACUUUGUGCAGGCCUACAGAGAUAUGAGUCCAGCCAGAGUGGCCAUGGCCAACAGAAUCAAGCGCUCUUUCACCCAGAUGGCUGUGGGUGAAAACAAGCCGUCAGAAAUCAUCUGGAAGAAGAUGAGGGAUGACAGUUGUACCGUCAUGGAUCGUUCCCUCAGCGCAGGAUCACUGGCAGAGUCAGGGAUGGGGAGGAUGAUGCCAGGCAGCAUGUCCUCAUGUCUCAGCUCCCUGCAGCACAGGAAGUCUCAGUAUCCAGGACACGGGAUAGGUGGUGCAAGUGAGAAGGCCUUUCCCCAAAAGACCUGCAACUACACACAGUAUAACAUGCUGCCAUCAAACAAGACUGAGGGCAUAGCCAGCCGUCUGCUGGGCCCCUCGAUUGAAUCAUCCUGUCUGCCGGAGUUGACCCGUUACGACUGCGAGGUCAACGUCCCGCUGCAGGGCAACCUGCACCUCCUCCAGGGCUGUGACCUGCUGAGAGCCCUGGACCAGGCCACCUAGAGCCCCAGAUUCAAACCCUGCCGUGGACCCGGACUUACACCGAGCCCGGACUUAAGCCUCUUUACUUUCAUACCUCUGGGCCUUCUAAGAGCCCUGAGGCUAAGCUACCUAUAGGGAAUGGUAUUCAUAACCACAUCCUGUCUUAUUUAGCUUAUUUGGCUCAGCCCCACACUCUGUCCCUGUAUAGCUCUGUACCUUGACCAUCUAAACAAGCUACGAUAGCGGGGUCAAGCCACUUUACAGCCCUUUUUCCCCAAGCUCUCAACUCCAAUCAGGUGCAGGUUGACAACCAGUGCUCAAAAGUUGUCAUGCAUUGAGCCACCCAGAUAGACGACCGACACAUUUAAGAAAACAUGGGUCACAUGGGGGGAAAAGGUCAACGCGGGACAGUUAACAAAAAGAUGCAACACACUGACCUGCGUCAAAAAGUCUUGACACUGGGAUUUAUCGCUGGUCAUCGGGCUCAGUGUAAACGUUUCUCACGGGCCGGCUUGUGGUCAGAAACCCAGGUCGGGUCUUUGGUGUUAAAGGGGUUUUAGUGACAUGAGGUUCAAACACACAACCUGCCUUACAGCCAUACGCCCUGCAUAGCAAGGCGGGAAACCCCGGCCAGGCUGCAUGUAUGGGACCCAAACCUACAACCUGUGUCUUAUCGAGACCCGGUCUCCCUCACAGACCUCCACCCUGAUAUGAACUCUAUGCAGCUCAAUUCCCGGCCCGACCUUCCCUUUAUCAGCUAACUCAUUUAGCUCAUUUAGCUCAGAGGCGAAGAUAUUAUACUACCUGCACAUUAACAGAGACACUGUGUUCUUUCACUUUAAGUAUUUGACCAGCAAUUAGAUCCAGCCCUUUUUUUUUUUUUUGUAGCUGCAGUCAAAGCAUCAAGCCACAGUUGGGUAUCAUGAACUGGUUUCUCACAAAGCAUGCUCUGUGAUUCUGUUCGAUUCCUCCCAAAAAGAUGACUUUUAAAAAUCUCAGGUUUCAUGGACCUGAUGGACCUUUGAGAUUCUGUCUUUCAAAUAAUUGUGAGAAGGAAUAAAACAAUAAAUUCACAUGAAAUAAGCAAAAUUAGACACAAGUCUGAAAAAAAUAAGUAGAGUUUUGUCCACAAGAACAGUAUUUUGUCUUUUUACCGUUUUUAGGAAGCUAGAAGAAUGCAGCAUUAUUGAUGAAAGCUGCAGCUCCAAGUCAAAUAAAAACAUGCAGCUUUUCAUAUAUGGCAAGUCUGCUUAGGAUAAAAGUGGUGAGAAUCACAAUGAUGCCCAGCUGUGCUUCCUGAAGCCUUUUCCACAUGUACAGACUGACGCACUUACAGUCCUCAACCUGCCUCUUCUUGCCUGAAUCCAUCCCACCGGACUCGCUCUAACAUCGUCAUCCGCUCUGUUUAAAUAACAAAGUAGUGCAGUUUGGUCUGUUUCUCGCAGCGUAAAGUGGUUCACAGUAGCAUCAGACCUGUUCGGGUCAACUUUUAUGACACAAUAUUGUUGUUUAAGCUCUUAUAAAUAGUCUAUUUUUCUGUUAUUGAGACAUUUUAGCUUUUAUCAAAUCUCCCCACGGUAUUUAAUCCAAACCGAUGGGACACUUUAACAUAUCAAUCCUGCUUUGUUUCUCCUCUCAUUUAUUUUUGGUGUUCUUACUCCACCUCCUAUUAUUUGUGUCUAACUCACAGACACACUAAUAAACAUAUAUCGCAGCAUGUACUCUACUGUAAGUCGAAUAAUAAGGUUUCUUCUAUCUGUUGUUGAUUUUUCUAAACGUGUUUCUGUCUCUCGUCUGUCUCAGUCAGGUAAGUAGCUCGUGUGACUACAGGGUUUUUUCUCUUAUUGUGCAAUUAUUUUGUUGAGCUAAAGCUUAGUCAGCAACAAAGCUAGCCUUAUUCACCCAACUGAUCGCUCGUACGAAGGAUCUGCCUGUCGCACGCUGUAAGAGCUCGUGAAUAGACAUUGUAGGCUUGUGCACACGUCACACAGUACAGAAAACCAUAAAAACCAGUGGUGUGCAAAGACUGUGCAAAGGUGCGGAACCUCUCCUGUCUGCAAGUUUCAUUUGUAGGUGUAAUUUUUGCUCUGACAAGACACGUUUGAGGCUCUUUAAUUGCAGUUUAAGCAUAUGAUCAAGCAUAUUUUUGCUAUAUAUUUAUGCAGUUUUACAUUUUAUUAUGUAUUUUUUCUGCUCUUUCAGGCAACCACUGGUUUCCAUUCAUAUCUGAGCAGUAGGAAAAAUCAUUUGUCAGACUUUUAAAAUUUCAGCUCGUAGUUUAACAUGAAGUCUGCAUUUUUUCUUUGUUUUUGGGUCAAAAUUGGAUUAUCUGUGCGAGGUAAUGCUUGAUGUGAAAAGUCUGCAGGCACUAUCUGAUUGAUCCUGCAGAUUAUUUUCAGGAUUAACUGUAUUGUUUAUAAAAAGUAAGAAAAUAGUGAAAAAGACAGAUUAUUUCCCCAAGGCGGCGUAUUCAGAGGUCUUGUUUUAUCAGUCCAAAACCCAAAGAUUUUCACAUACAGUCAUGUUUUAAGCUUCAUAGUUGAAGCUAUAAAAGACUGAGUAAUCAUGUUUUCAUUUAUUCUUCAAGAAAUCUUACUUCAUUUUCUAUUUUGUAACUAUAAUUACACUGAGUGUCAUCAUUCAUUUUCACACAGCGCAGAAACGAAUAGAAACCAAAAUGCAUGAAUCACAGCAGCAGAAUGGUUAGCUGCAAUGCUACAGUCACUGGAAUGCUCCUUUAACAUAACUGGAGGAUAUUUGAGCCAAUCACAGGGGCUGAUCAGAAGGGCACCUCAUCUUUUACGCCAAGCGGAGCAGCGGCGUCGCUCCCUCCACCCUCUUUGCACACCACUGCACAAACCGGAUAGUGUAAGAGACAGCAGCAGCUGUAUUUCACUCAGACUAUAUGUGUGUGCACAGCAGCAGCCUUCGUUCCAGUGCAGUACAGCAGCCUGUGAAGUGACUUGAAAGUGGAGUGUAUGUAUUAUUCUUUAGGAUUAGGACAAGGCCAGUUUUUCUUAGAUUUAACGAGACUGAGUGGCUGCCAGUAUCAGAAAGCUUUGACUGAGAGUAACGUCAGAGUUUUUAUUUUCAAAGUAGAAAUAUUUCACCCAAACGAUGUCGCUAACGUCAGCAGUAAAAUGCCUUCAGUGAAAACACGUUCUCGCCGUUUAUCUCUGCUCUCUGCUUUCCUGUUCCCUCAGAGUAAUUUUCUUAAUCUCACUCUAUUUUUUCAGAUAAUUGUCUUUGUGUGGUGACCACUUCUGAGUAUCAAUUAUAGAGCUUUGUACACAUAUACGUUACGUAUUUAAAAAGACAAAACUAAUGUCGAAAUAGUGUUUUUAGUGUUUAUGUGUCCUGGUACUUUGUCCCUAUCUACCCUGUAGAUGCAGAUGGAUCAGAUCCCUCGCAGUGCUGUUUGCUCUCGUGCUGUUUCUGUGUGUGUUUUUUUUGUUGUUUCCAGAGUUUUAUCCUCAAAUAUCCUUAAUAUCUUAUUCCUAAAAUAUCUAUUGAAUCUGUUGGCUGGGCAGUGCUGUUUGUUCCUGCUUUAAGAAGAUAAAACAAAAAAAGUUCAGAUUAAAGAUGAAUAUCAGUUUUCUAAGUCUCACUUUCAGACAUGUAGCAUUUUGAAUAUUGUUAAGAAGGUGAAGUCGCCACACAAUUAAUCACGGUUUUCCAGUUGCAUAUAUAUAAAAGCAAUGACGCUUCAUUGACCAUGUAUCUGUCAUUUUUAGAACUUUUAUUACAUCUGUCGGAUCCACUAACACUAUACUUUGAUGUCCUCUGCUUUAUGUUGUGCUGAAAUUUUCUUUAAAGUUCAUGUUAAUCCAUAAAAAUGUGCCUUAUCAUGACUUCAUGGUUGUCUCAACAGAUACUGAGUUUGCCCUUCAAGUGCACAGUUUCUUCCCUGCAACCUGUCGCUCUGGGGGGGAAUUACUGAAUAAAAUCCUAACUUGACUUUGUAUCUUAUCUGAAAGUUAAAUGUCUGGAAAUCCAGCAGCAUAAAAUGUCUCUUUGGUUUGCAGCUUUAAUUCAAAUUUGCAUGUUGAACCUAAGUUGACAGUUAAUAACCAGCGAGCAGAGCUUGAUGGUGAUGUGAGAAUAUACCUGAUGCACCGUCACAGUUGGGAUGAUUUUUCAUAAUAACCCCUCCGGUUUUGUAGUCAACAGCUCCUGUAGCCUCCUCUGAUAACGAUAGAACAGCGGAGUCGUCAGAGAACACUCAGUAGAACCCUGUUAGAACCCACUGUAGCUCCCCUGGUGAUGACGAGUCAAAAUUUAAGGAUUUUAAGGAAAUGGACUCCCCAGCUCAUCAAAUGACCUGACAGUCUGUUUGCUGAUGAAGGGUUUUUGUGUUUAGGUGACUGGAGUGGGCAGUAAACGUUCUCCUGGGAGGCUCAGAGUGGACAGAAGUUAAUACUUUACUUUUGCAGAAUCAGUACAGCUUGAGAGUCAUUACUGUCACUCUGCAAACCAAACUUUUGUGUUGAUAAAUGGCGGCUCAACAUGCUGCAAGGUCACAGUGGCGGAUACAAGCUGCUGCAGCAGAUACUGCCUCCAGCAGCCCGAUCCUCUAUGAAUUGAUCAUGUAGUACAGUUUAUUAGAAUUAUGAUAUACUUCUCUGCAUAGGGGUAAAUCAAUAGAGCCCUGGAAAACUGUGCUCUACUUGUUUUAACACAGAAGCUCUUAAAACUCUGAUGAGUGUUUGCAUUAGAGCUGGCAUCAUGAUAAUUCAGAUGUUUUAAAGGUUGCAGCCAAAUCCAGAUCUUUAUAAAUUACAGUAUCAAAGCUGCUUUUUUGGAAGUGAAAAGCAAAGUGAAAGUACCUGAAAUAACUCGAAAAGCUGUCUGGCACAGCUGCUGUGUUUCUGCAGUGAAACUAGCGGCUGAAACAGGAGGUGGACAUUAUGCUGAGAGGAGAUAUGAAAAGAAGUGACGUCGAGUUGAGUGACACAUGAAGAGAGAUGCUUCCUGCUCAGCCUGCCCACUGAUGCAAAUCUCUCAACUCCUCCACUGGACGGGUCACUCGUCAGCAUCUCUUCUCCUAUGUCAGCAAUUACUUUAAAAACGAGGGCAUUUUUAUCACUGCACAAAUUGGAAGAUCCUCCUAUUUCAGGGUAAAAGCCUGCAAAUUUAGCUAGUCCUAUUUGUAGGAUUAUGAAUAGUAUUUAAAGUAUUUUAUAGUAUUGGAAUUUCUGAUGAUAGAAAUCAAAGUUUGCUAAAUUAAUCCUCCAGAAAAGCUCCUUACAGCAUGUUGAAAGUGUGUUAAAUCAUUUAGAUUCAGAUUCACAGUUUGAUUCAGAACUCCUUAAAUUAAACGAUUAAUUUUUGGAGACCAAAGAGGUUUUAGGACUAAAUUAAAUAUAUAUAAAAAUGAAACGUUCUGAAUCUUGCGCAAGAAAGACUGAUGAGAUUUGAACUCAACUGUGUCAAUGUAUGUGGAAAGAGUUGGCUAGAUGGAAGUCGAUUUAAAAAUAAGAAUCUAGGCAGAGGAGAAGUCCCGCCAUCGUUUUGAGGUAGCCUCUGCUCCGCUAGCUUCAGCCACACAAUUUAAAACAGUUCAGAAUUAUGCACUUGGUUGUUUUAUCUUGGUUAAAGUGACUAGUAUUUUGUUAGCAUUUAAAAACGACACCUCCGGUAGUCUCGGAGCUUCUAAGGAAGUGCAGCUGAGAAGCAAAUGCUAGCGGCAGCGAUGCUAACCUGAAAACGUGCGGGGCUUCAGCUUCUUAAACCAUAGAUUUAUCACCAGUCCCAGUGCUCAACAAACUGUGCAGCUUGAAGGGUUUCCACUCAUUCAUUGUACUUCCUCUUUAAAGGCGAUAUCAGCAUUUUGUCCUGCGUCUCGUGUAACAACUGGGUUUGUGUUUCUCUUUAUGGGAUCCAUGUUAAGCUACUUGUAUUCUGUUGUUGUCAAUGUCAGUACAGUUAUAUUAGCUGAUCUUGCAUUUUUUUUUAUGUGCUUAAAAAUUCAUAUUGAUCUUAUUAUUAUCAUAUACUGUUAUUACUAUAUGGGGAAUUUAACCCGAUAAGAAGUUUGUGUUUCUGCACUGAUAUCUUAUUAUUAAAGCAUACUGACCUUA